AUGUCUUAUGCGAACGUUACUCGCUCUGUACCGCGCUUACGCUCUGAAAUUACUUCUAACACUAAAUCAAUACCAUUAUCAUCACAAUCGGGUGCUAUGGAAGUUUCGCAAACUUUACAAGAAAAAACUAUAAGUACAAAGAGAAAAAGAAAAAAGAAGCAAAAUCAGAAUGAAGUAUUUGAAAACGAUAUAUCUACAGAAUCAGAAGAAGUAAUUAAUAAUAAUGAUGAUGAUACAGAAAGGGAGCUCCAAUCAAGAAAAGAGAAAAAGGAGAGAAUAGAGGAGCUUAAAUCAACUUUUAAUUUUAGGCAGUUACUUUCUAAGUUAUAUGCUAUAUUUACAAAUUCACAAGAACAACUUAAGAACAAAAUGAUUCAAGGAAUGUCAUUAAUUAUUGAAUGGUUAGUACCGAUGGUGGGUCAGUGCAUUUGGGAUUUGCCUUUUAAAAGCUUUUUUAGUCAAUAA
This is a messenger RNA of Parnassius apollo (apollo), 465 nucleotides long. The record is from the annotation of a GenBank genome assembly. NCBI's taxonomy places the organism in Eukaryota, Metazoa, Arthropoda, Insecta, Lepidoptera, Papilionidae.